Molecule: messenger RNA, 1989 nt
Organism: Coregonus clupeaformis (lake whitefish)
Lineage: Eukaryota; Metazoa; Chordata; Actinopteri; Salmoniformes; Salmonidae
Product: protachykinin-like
Exons: 5
Coding region: 578-916 (112 amino acids)
Source: RefSeq, a predicted model, not a curated record
GCUGUCACUCACACACACACACACCUGCUUUCUCGCUCACUCUGACACAUCACACUCUUUCCUUUUAUUGAAACCUACUCCCUACUUAAAAUGCGCUAUAAAUAGGCUGCCAUGUAUUAAAUAUGACGUUUUGACUUCACUUGUAUAUGUUGUACUUCUGGAUGGAAUUGAUUGAGAGCCCAGCACAGUGCCAAAAGUAGGCUAGCCUUGUUCCAGACGUUUAGAUUUUAGGCCUCUGUUGAACAGAUGCAACAGUGGUUUGCCCCUUCAGAAAUAAAAAAACAAAGGCAAACCUACUGACUCAUAAUAUGACCUAAUUAUGUUACAACGAAACUUCUUGACAUUGACAUCCACUUCAGCUCUGCCUCUGCAUAAAAACGCCGGCGUGCACAGGUAUGCCGAUUGCAAUGUCGCGCCAAGUGGAUAGACGCACUUCUCUCUGUGAAAAUUUGCUCCAUAGGGUAUUCCAGCAGGCUGCAUCUUUGAACCUCUUGAUAUUAUAGGAAUUCAGUAUUUAUUCAGACCAUUAUAGUCUGAUUUUAUCAGUGAAGUUACUCUCAUCAAAUACAAUAAACGCAUGAAGAGGAACAACUUUACGCACAGCACAUCUGCUACCACAAUGAAGAUAAUUCUACUCGUUAUGGUAUUUUCCCUCGUUUUGGCAACUGUCCUCUGCCAAAAAAUCCAUUUUGAUGACAGUUGGAGAGAAGACAAUGAAACGAGCAAAUGGCCACAAUCUGAGCCAUAUAAAGAAAUCCUGAAAAGAAUGACUCGAAAACCUGAGUCACGCCAAUUCUUUGGUCUUAUGGGGAAAAUAGGUUCUGCGAAAUCCCAGGUAACAAGAAGAAGGCAGAAAUUUGAGUCUUUUGUUGGACUGAUGGGUAAAAGGAGCUCAGAGGAACAAGGUUCCUUCUAAUGGAUCUCAAAAGCAGCUACAUACAACUUUGCAUCAAAAGAACCAAGUGUGUACCAGGAUGCACUGAAAGUGUUUGCAUGAUUGUUUCAGUCAAGUGUGAUGUCCAAUAUUUUGAUAACAUUUUGCGUCAGCAAAUUAACAGUACUUGCAAAAAUUGCUUUAGAAAAUUGAGGAAAAUCCAUAUUACUGUGGUGUGAAAUAUGUCAAAUCUAUUCAGGCAUAUAACCUGUUAGUCCUCUGAAAACAUUCAUAUUAUGCAUGCAAUGUGGCAGAAUACUUACAUCAAAAGUAAAACAACUGAGAAAUGCAGAAAAAAGGAAACCCAUGUUGCCUUCUGGCGGAGAUAUGUAGACAAAGCAGAUUAAUACUCAACUACAGAGCAAAAUAAGUAACACAUUUAAACUGUUAAAAUUUCAGUAGGCCUACAUAAUAGGUAUUCUGAAUUUAGUAAUGCAGUAUCAACAUGCAUCUCUUAGCAGAAUUUAUUGCAUUGCAAGUCUAUCAUCACAUGUUUAUUAAGUGACUUUGUACAAUACAAAUAAAAAAUAAAAUAAAAAAUACAGAUGGAGUACAUAGCCAAAGCAAACUGUGGUGUUGACUUUCCUUUCCCACUUAAUCUGAUCACACGUAUGUGGAGUUACAGAAAUAUUCCUUUCAUUUUUUUUUUGCUCUUUGCACGACUACUGAAUGUAUUUUAAACAGUCAAUCCUCUUCAGAAACUGGUCAAAGCUUCAGAAGAAUUCUCGAACAUACAAAAAAGUAUUACUUUAGCUGGCUCGGUAUAUAUAAAAAUAAACUAACUGAAAUAUAACAUUUAUGAAGUUAAUUGUGGUCCAAGGAGGCUAGUGAAAUUUGCUAAAAACAGAAGAAAGCGUUACAUUUUGGAAAAAGCUUUAGCCAUAAAAAAGCCCAAGGUGCAUUUUAGCCUCUAGAUUUCCCAUUACUCCUGUUGAGACACUGAGACAGUUGUUUCGUGUUAGGCUACACUGAGACAGUUGUUUCGUGUUAGGCUACACUGAGACAGUUGUUUCGUGUUAGGCUACACUGAGACAGUUGUUUCGUGUUAGGCUACA